Chrysochloris asiatica (Cape golden mole) is the source of this 507-nucleotide messenger RNA. It is a transcript of the gene TAFA3, whose product is annotated as family with sequence similarity 19 (chemokine (C-C motif)-like), member A3. The record is from RefSeq and is a predicted model, not a curated record. The transcript is spliced from 4 exons. Gene Ontology annotation, molecular function: receptor ligand activity. Lineage: Eukaryota; Metazoa; Chordata; Mammalia; Afrosoricida; Chrysochloridae. Gene Ontology annotation, biological process: neuroblast differentiation; regulation of neuroblast proliferation; positive regulation of microglial cell activation.
AUGAGUGAAGGGGUCGCACGGAACUGGAACACGCACAGCUGGCUGCUGGCACUUUGUCUGGCGUGGCUGUGGAUCCACCUGGCCUCUGCCUUCUUGCAGCCUUCAGUUUCCACAGGCCAGGUGAAACAGGGCACCUGCGAGGUGAUUGCUGCUCACCGCUGCUGCAACCGGAACCGUAUUGAGGAGCGCUCCCAGACUGUCAAAUGCUCCUGCUUUUCAGGCCAGGUGGCCGGCACCACAAGAGCGAAGCCCUCCUGUGUGGAUGGUGAACUCCUCUUGACUGCAUGCUUGUCCUCUCAGAGAGCUUAGGGCUGCCCUCACUACUUCCUAUUCCCGCAGCCUCCAUUGUCCUGCAGAAGUGGUGGUGUCAGAUGGAACCCUGCCUGGCUGGGGAGGAGUGUACAGUGCUCCCAGACCUGUCAGGAUGGAGCUGCAGCAGAGGACACAAAGUGAAAACCACCAAGGUCACACGAUAGCACUUGGCCUGGACAGGAGAGGUUGAAUUGA